Molecule: messenger RNA, 552 nt
Organism: Ceratotherium simum simum (southern white rhinoceros)
Lineage: Eukaryota; Metazoa; Chordata; Mammalia; Perissodactyla; Rhinocerotidae
Product: interferon omega-1-like
Source: RefSeq, a predicted model, not a curated record
AUGACACCGAGGAUGAUGUUGUCCAGCUCUGUCUGCACCCGUAGCUGUGACCUGGCCCAGAACCAUGGCCUGCCAAAGCAGGAGGCCUGCACUGUUCUGGACCAAUGGGGAGAGUCUCCCUUCUUUUCCAGCCUGAAGGACAAGAAAUGUUUUCAGGUUCCCCCAGAAGCAGCUGGAUGGCAGCCAGUUCCAAAAGCUCAGGCCACCUCUUUGUCCCUGAGACGAUCCAGCAGACCUUCAGCCUCCUCAGCACUAACAGCUGCAGGUCCUCACUGGACUGGAUCAGCAGGUGGAAGAUCUGGAGACCAGUUUGUGCGGGAGAUGGGGGAGGAAAAGAGCCUCCUGGGCAGUGAGGGCUCCAGCCUGGCUGUGAAGAGAUAUUUCCCAAGAACCAGUCUCCAUCUGAGGAAGAAAGAAUACAGCUGCGGUGCCCAGACGUUGUCAGACUGGAAGUUAAGAAGCGAAAGUCAGUCAGUGCUCCCUCUGUGUCCUCAAGUCUCAGAAAACCCGGGUAGUUGGAAAGGAGACUUAGACCCAGUCUUCCACAGUUGA